AGGAACUGCAAUAAGAUGGCAUCUGUGCUCCAGAAUGUCAAAGCAACAAUGGCCUGGCAGAAACACCAGCUCCUAGCUGACUUUGAUGAAAAUGAAAGCCCUGUGCCUGAGAAAUUCAAGAGAAAGGCUGCUCUGAGUUCUCUCAAUAACAUCUGCAUGUCCCUAAGGAAACGAGCACCAUUAAAGCGAGUAGAGCUGAAUUUUCAUAACACCCCAACUAGGGAAAGUCUGGAAGCAAGACAGAGGUGCCAAACUCUUCAGACUAUUAAAAGAACAGCAAAAAGUGCAUUUGGAACAGUGUCCCAGAAAAUACAGAAGUCUUGCCAAAGCCCAGUACAGUCAAUGGUGACCUUUCCAGCUGAAUCCAUCAGCAGAAGCUGUACGACCAGUUCCACCAAGAAAAAAAGUACUAUACCUCAAACCCCUUGCUAUAAGACUGUUACUCCAGCAGCCAGUUCCAAAGGCAUCCCAAGGUCCAGCAAAAGGACCUUGCUUGGGCCAGCAAGGGUGUCAGAACAUGGGGAACGGAGGGAAUUCUCAUCCUGGCUUCUUGAAAAUGCCGUCUCUCUCCGGAGAUCAAGAAGAGCAGCAGCACUGAAGAGCCCUUAUUCAUCACCUGCUCCUGCCAGAAAGAUAGAACGUAACUGUAAGUUGGAACUGGUCUCCUCAGGGAUUUGCCAACUGAAGCGUAUCUCCCAGGCGUUUGAUGAUGCUCUUGUGAAAGAGGAGAGGCAACAAGCAACAUCAAACUAUUACUAUCUAAUGGCAGAAAACUUACCUCCUGUGUGUCGAUCCCUGAAACCUUCUCAAGCUAGCAGAAGGCAAGCAAAGAAACUCCAUCAAGCACUUGGUACCUAGACAGAGACUGUAACUACUGUUAGUUUAUGAGCAUAUAUAAAUGAGAGGUUUGUGUAGCACCCAAAAGGGUGCACUCUAUACACUGAACAAGCCACUACAUUUUAUAAUCUUUCUUGACAAAGCAGCUCAGGACUUCCCUUGCUUUCUCUUCAACUGUAGAGCAGAAUUAAAGUGGUACCAACCAUAGUGUAUUAUCUCCUGCUGAGACAAGGGAACCAUCUUGAAUGUGACUUUCAUGAGGCAGUAGGUACUUUGAUGUUGAACUGACCAGAAGGAAUGGCCAAAGCAAGGGCCACAGACUUAUGAAGGGUAAUCCUAAGUAAGAGGAGUGUAUAGACUCGUAUCCAAUUGCCAUGAGUUUUAGCACAAGUACUUUAUGUACAAAAGUUUGGUCCAUUAUUUUGAAAGCCUAACAUUUUUUUAAUAUAUGAACAAACUAAAAGGUAAGCAUCAUGUUUAGCUGGAAGUUAAUAAAACAGUAGUGGCUUCUUUAAGUUUUGACCACAACUGC
Messenger RNA from Myiozetetes cayanensis, 1369 nucleotides. RefSeq names its product PICALM interacting mitotic regulator (gene PIMREG). The record is from RefSeq and is a predicted model, not a curated record. Bases 16 to 858 code for a protein of 280 amino acids. Lineage: Eukaryota; Metazoa; Chordata; Aves; Passeriformes; Tyrannidae. The transcript has 4 exons.